GGGAGAGAAGAGAGAGUAAACUUAUCCUCUGUAAGCAUGCAAAGCAUCAGUGACACCAUGUGCCUCCCCUUAGUUUUUCUGCUGCUGGUUCCUGUGCAAAUGACAAACAUUAUGGACAAUGAAAGGCCGAGGGUGGUUAGAAAACUGGAGGUGCUAACAAAGGCUGAGUGCAAACCAGUUGAGAAGCUUGUGAAUUUGAAGGAGAAGUUGUCUGAUUACGUAAAUCACAUCUACGUACCUUCAUGUGUCCCACUGUUUCACUGCUCUGGCUGUGCUGCUGAUGAGGCUUUGGAGUGCUAUCCUACAGCGGAACGCAACGUCACCAUAGAGGUAGAACGGUCUCGUCAGUUAAUAAACAUCACCUUUGUGGAGCAUCAGGCAUGUGGAUUUAGGAAGAUAGAGAAAAAUAAAAACAAUACAACACAAGGAGGGACAAGUGCACCAGGGACAGACGUUCAAAGGAUAAAGCUCAGAAGGAAAAGAAGAAAAUGUAAAAAGUCAAACUGAAUUUUCUCUUCUGUUGAAGAGGUGUUUUAAAGUGCAAAUUUAAAGUUGCAUCUAUCAUUUUUUUUCUUACUCUUUGCCUGAUAAGAAUAAAGAAAAGAUUAAAUGUUAUGAUAAAAUAGAAUUGUCUACCAUAUUGCUUAUCUCCUCUGUAGACCUUCAGUCCAAAAGGCUGCUGGUGAGCCAUUUCUGGAAGGUCACAGAAAGUUUGAUAGUCUAAACCAAGGAAGAAAUAACUAAAAAAAUUUUUGCAGCAGAUGAUGAGAUAUUUCAGGGUUUUGUCCUGAGGGGUAACUUGAUUUUUGCAUACUUUCUGUUUUUUCUUUAGCAAUCAAGCAAAGGUCCAUGUGUUUUCUGUAAAGUGAUUCUUUCUAUUUGACAUUCCUGCUGUUUGUGAGGCCAGAAAAUAAACUUUUUUGUGAUA
Cyprinodon tularosa is the source of this 928-nucleotide messenger RNA. RefSeq names its product vascular endothelial growth factor A-like. Lineage: Eukaryota; Metazoa; Chordata; Actinopteri; Cyprinodontiformes; Cyprinodontidae. Gene Ontology annotation, molecular function: growth factor activity; vascular endothelial growth factor receptor binding; chemoattractant activity. Gene Ontology annotation, biological process: vascular endothelial growth factor receptor signaling pathway; positive regulation of angiogenesis; response to hypoxia. The record is from RefSeq and is a predicted model, not a curated record. The transcript is spliced from 6 exons. Gene Ontology annotation, cellular component: membrane. Bases 37 to 507 code for a protein of 156 amino acids.